This is a messenger RNA of Salvia hispanica, 306 nucleotides long. The record is from RefSeq and is a predicted model, not a curated record. Lineage: Eukaryota; Viridiplantae; Streptophyta; Magnoliopsida; Lamiales; Lamiaceae.
AUGAGGAGGGGAGCAAAAUCAGUAACGGUGGACUGGAAACAACAAAAGGCGACGGUGUACGGAUUUGUGGAUGCGAAAAAGGUGUUGAAGAAGGCAAAGUCGACGGGGAAGAAGUGUGAGCCGUGGCCAUAUGUUCCGUACGGACUCAUUGCUCAUCCUUAUGCUAGUGGCGUCUACGAUAAGAAGGCCCCGGCCAAUCACGUGCGUGGAACCGAUGAGCCCGGGGUCGGCACCCUCAACCCGGUCGAGGAGAAGUAUGCUCUCAUGUUUAGUGAUGAUAACCCCAACGCUUGCACAAUCAUGUAG